AUGUCUUUGACCGGUGCAGAGAAACGCAGCUUGGAAGCUUUGAUGAUGCGUUUGGCGAAGCGCCGCAGAAAAACGGAGAUCGCGGAGGAAACCAGCUGGAAUACGGAGGAUGAAGAGGAAGACAUCCAGCUGUCCAGGCGCAAGAUCAUCGAGCAUUUGGAGACGGUGGGUUUGGAGCAGUGGCGGGCCAUGUACGAGAAGAGUGCAGAGAAGAAGGAAGAAGAGAGCCAAACCGGAGAAGUGAGUGAAGAUUGCCCUACUCUGGUGACAGCCGGUGCUCUCUUCAUGAUGCAGGAUCCGCUGACUGUGGCGUAUAUGCAUGUUCGUUGGGGUCUCACUUCACAUAUGAGCUGUGGUCGGCCUCCUAUUGACGAGGAGUUGCAGCAACGGUGCCAGAACAUAUGGGGUAUAAACAGCAGUCUGCAAUUUAUGUGGACCACACAAUACGCAAUGACCCAGGUCUUGACCGACAGAUCCAAGAUUCGGCAGCAAAGGUAA
Molecule: messenger RNA, 498 nt
Organism: Symbiodinium sp. CCMP2592
Lineage: Eukaryota; Dinophyceae; Suessiales; Symbiodiniaceae
Source: the annotation of a GenBank genome assembly